Messenger RNA from Drepanopeziza brunnea f. sp. 'multigermtubi' MB_m1, 423 nucleotides. RefSeq lists its product as uncharacterized. The record is from RefSeq and is a predicted model, not a curated record. NCBI's taxonomy places the organism in Eukaryota, Fungi, Ascomycota, Leotiomycetes, Helotiales, Drepanopezizaceae.
AUGCCUCGCUACACCAACUCCUUCCUCACCCUCGCCCUGGCCUACACCGCAACCCUCAUCGCCGCCCAAGCACCCACACCCGCCUACACCCCCAUCUACACCCCCAUCCCGAUGGACGACGAGACACCCAUCUACACCCCCACGGCCCCCUCUCCCUCCGCCUCCAACGUCCUCACCAUCCAAACCGACACCAUCGUCACCCUCCCCUCUCCCACCCUCCCUCCCACCCCCUCCCUCCCUCCCACCUCCAUGCCCAUGCCGACUGUCCCCACGCCCAGCGGCGGCUUCGGAAACGCGACGAGCACGCGCCCGGCGACGGUCCCGCUCGUCACGAUCGGCGCGGCGGGGAGGACGGAGAUGCUGGGCGGUGGCGUCGGGAUGGGGGUUGUCGUCGCGGGGGUCGUGGGCGGGUUCUUGGUUUAG